UCAUACUCUGAUUGAUUAUAUGAUUUACAACUUUUUUCUUCCUCAUGGUCGCUUCAACUGAAGAAUGAUCGUUCGCUUUCAAUUGAUCUUACUUAUGAUCACAUCAAAGGGGUCCUCAUGAACAUACUUGCAGCAGGUACAGAUACCACUGCAGCCACAUCAGUUUGGGCUAUGACAGCCCUAGUAAAAAACCCUAGAGUAAUGAAGAAAGUUCAAGAAGAAGUUAGAAAUGUGGGGGGAACAAAAGAUUUCUUAGAUGAAGAUGAUAUUCAAAAACUUCCCUAUUUCAAGGCAAUGAUAAAAGAGACGUUGAGAUUGCACCUACCAAGUCAACUACUUAUACCAAGAGAAUCAACUGAAGAGUGCAUUGUAGAUGGCUACCGAAUUCCAGCCAAGACAAUUGUGUAUGUGAAUGCUUGGGUUAUUCAAAGAGACCCUGAAGUUUGGAAAAAUCCCGAAGAAUUUUGUCCUGAAAGAUUCUUAGAUAGUGCUAUAGAUUUUCGUGGACAAGAUUUCGAAUUAAUUCCUUUUGGUGCAGGUCGUAGAAUUUGCCCAGGUAUACCUAUGGCGGCUGUGAUAUUAGAACUUGUCCUUGCUAAUCUUCUGCAUUCCUUUGAUUGGAAAUUGCCGCAAGGGAUGGUAAAGGAAGACAUUGAUGUUGAAGUAUUGCCGGGAAUUACCCAACACAAGAAGAAUCAUCUUUGUCUUCGUGCCAAGACCAGGAGCCAUAUAUUAAUGCUAGAAGGAACCAGUUGUGAUGAAAAUAAUUAGUAAUGUAUCUUCUUCCAUUUAAUUUGCUAUUUUUUUCUUCCACUUAGUGGAGUUAUUAGAACCUUGACAUGGGUUUUAAUGUCUAAAGCAUGAUGUUUCUUGAUGAUCUUGUAAUUUUACAUCAAUGUUGAUGAAUGUGUACUUAUAAAAGCACUUUAACAAGGGAGUUUUUUUUUUUCUUUUUUCU
This is a messenger RNA of Glycine soja, 958 nucleotides long. RefSeq names its product cytochrome P450 71B37-like. The transcript has 2 exons. Bases 118 to 771 code for a protein of 217 amino acids. Lineage: Eukaryota; Viridiplantae; Streptophyta; Magnoliopsida; Fabales; Fabaceae. The record is from RefSeq and is a predicted model, not a curated record. Gene Ontology annotation, molecular function: oxidoreductase activity, acting on paired donors, with incorporation or reduction of molecular oxygen; monooxygenase activity; iron ion binding.